Messenger RNA from Dufourea novaeangliae, 1341 nucleotides. Its product is annotated as zinc finger protein 541-like. Gene Ontology annotation, molecular function: transcription corepressor activity. The record is from RefSeq and is a predicted model, not a curated record. The transcript is spliced from 8 exons. NCBI's taxonomy places the organism in Eukaryota, Metazoa, Arthropoda, Insecta, Hymenoptera, Halictidae. Gene Ontology annotation, biological process: negative regulation of DNA-templated transcription; regulation of transcription by RNA polymerase II. Bases 1 to 1341 code for a protein of 446 amino acids. Gene Ontology annotation, cellular component: histone deacetylase complex; transcription regulator complex.
AUGGCCGAUGCGUUUGACGGUGAAUCGAGUGCCGGUACAUCGGAAUCCUUUUUCGACUGCGAUUCAGCAAAUAUUGACGGUCCGGUCGGGGAAGUGCGCGGCGUCAGGCUGCCGUUGCAGUCAUUACAUGGGUACGGAUCUGUGUUCAUGUACUCGGCGUCGACGAGUCCCGGGGGUGGAGGUGGUCAGGGCGGUGGUGGCGAAUCCGAGGCCAUCCCCGAAGAAGUUCUCGCACGGCUAGAGGACACCGCGACCCUCUCCAUCUCCCUUCAAGGUGAUGCUGUUCUUAGGCUAGGAGCGGCUGGCACAGGCAAUGGGAAUUUAGAGUUGUUUGAUAGUGAGAGCGGGCCGGACCUCACACUAUCACCUCAGACCUUCACGUCGACGGCAGAGGCCUUCAUCAAUGACAAUAGUGAUAGUCUUGGUGUUCCAGGAGACAACGAUACGGGUAGUAGCGAGGAAUCGAGACCUGGCGGCGGGGAUCCUGGAAAGUUGGGAGUGAAGAAACCAAGACCGAAGGCAUCGUCGCCCAACCGACAGGGACCACAGCAAUGCCAGGUCUGCGGGAAGGUGUUCAACAACGCAUCGGCGCUCACCAAGCACAAGCUGACGCACAGCGACGAGAGGAAAUACGUGUGCACGAUGUGCGGCAAGGCGUUCAAGCGGCAGGACCACUUGAACGGACACAUGCUGACCCAUCGGAACAAAAAGCCGUACGAGUGCAAGGCGGAAGGAUGUGGCAAGUCGUAUUGCGACGCGAGGAGUCUGAGGAGGCACACGGAAAAUCAUCACGCCGGUAGCAAGGUGAACGAGAGCGUUAGUCCUAGCAGUCCGACGACCGGCCCUCACACACCGAACACGCCAGGAAGCAAUCCCAGCACGCCUAGCACGCCAGGUGCGACGUCGACGCCAAAUGGCCAUGGACAUCCGGCCCUGAAGCAAUUGCUUGCCACUGAACCGACGCAGACGCAACAACAAAAGAGUGCCACGUCUCCUGGCGCCAGCAACGAUGGCCUCACGAAACAGCAAUUGGAGCUCAUCCAACAGAUCAUGCAACAAACCCAGCAACAGCAACAGCAACAACAACAGCAGACAUCCGCGCAACAGCAGCAACAACAACGCACCACCACGUCAGCGACCGUCACGACACAGAUCCAAAAAACCCAGAAACCGUCCGUCAAGUCCACAACCUCGUCCAGCAGUGUCUCCAGCAACACUGGAAGUUCGAGCGCGACCAGCAACGCUAGGUCCAGCCCGAAACCGAAAGUCUGGAGUCACGUACAGGGUUCCUUCAAUUUAAAUGUCAAAACUGCGGAAGUGUAUGGGGGACCAAUGAACUAA